AAAUGCUGAACGCGCUCAGGGAAUGUCGAUGAAGAUAAAACAAAAGUUAUGAAUAUGAUUGAAGACUAUCACGCACUGAAGAUACUAUAAAAAAGAAAGACGCAGAUGCUGUCAUCAUUCGACUUAAUUGCCGUUGCGCAGUCACUAAGCUAACCCCCACAGUCAAGAUGAUGAAGUGCAUCGCUCUCCUCCUGGCCCUCGCCGCCGUCGCCUACGCCGCCCCAGGCCUGAAGGGAUAUCCAGUUGGCUACGGCAGUGGCAUCGGUCGCAUUGGUGGCUUCGGCAUCGGCAAAGGUUUCGGCGGCUUCGGCGGUCUCGGCUACGGAGGCAUCGGCGGUUUCGGCAAGGGCUUUGGCUACGGAGGUAUCGGCGGCUUUGGCAAGGGCAUCGGAUACGGUGGUAUUGGUGGCUUCGGCAAGGGCUUUGGCUUCGGUGGCUUUGGCCGUCUUGGUGGUCUCGGAGGUUACGGUGGACUUGGUUACGGCAAGGGAAUUGGCUUCGGCAAAAUUGGUCUCCUUGGUUAAAUCUGUUAAAUUUGCGGUCGAGUGAGGACCGAUCGUCCGGACUCUUGACGAAUACCCUUUUGUGAGUCCUGCUGGAGUUGCAUCCAUCAUUUCUAAUAACACAUAUACCAUAUCUUUUUGGGGCCUAAGGACGUCCAGGC
Molecule: messenger RNA, 664 nt
Organism: Lingula anatina
Lineage: Eukaryota; Metazoa; Brachiopoda; Lingulata; Lingulida; Lingulidae
Source: RefSeq, a predicted model, not a curated record